Molecule: messenger RNA, 6504 nt
Organism: Salmo salar (Atlantic salmon)
Lineage: Eukaryota; Metazoa; Chordata; Actinopteri; Salmoniformes; Salmonidae
Source: RefSeq, a predicted model, not a curated record
UGUCUCUCAAACCCCUCCCUUACCAGCCCGAGCCCAGUCACAUUCCUUUCAUGUUCAAUACUGAGCAGCAACAAGCAAUAGCAACAAUGUGAAUUUCAACUUCGGAUAUUCGAACAUCUUUGACGAGGAUAGGCAAAAAUUACAGAAGGAAGAUUGGGUUGGAACGAUCCGUUUAGAAUGUCAACGUAUGGAAUUGAGAGGGGUUGUUUUUAUUGCAGGUGAGAAUGGAAACAUAUGUCGCCUGUUGCUCCGCAGCACACACACACCAUGAGUUCAACUGGUGGCAGAUCCUGCUAGACCUGAACAGACCUUGAGUGUGUUGGUGGAGGCUCAUCAGUCUCCAGUAUGGAGUGUUUGGUAUGAGCCGUGGCUGGUCUGUUGGUCCUUGGGCCGGUCCAGUGGUGUGGUGUCCCUGUCCCUUGGCGGGAUGCUGAGGGCUGGUGGUCCCCACCAGUAUGACUCCCCUGGACCUGUGGCUGUCCCGCUCCCUGCCCAUGUGCCUGCUCCUCCAGAGCCUGGUCCUCAUGGCCCUGUGCUUCCCUUCCGCCUCCAUGUGUCCCAAGGGCUGCGUCUGCCAGCGGGCCCGACCCGACCCGGGCCUCCACCUCGGCCCGGGGCCCCUGGGGCUCUUCCUUGGCCUCAAUGUCACCUGUACCGGGUCCCGGCUCAAAGAGAUCCCCCCGGACCUGCCUCCAGACACCGCCGUGCUCCGCCUCGACCACAACCAGAUCAUGGCCGUCCCCGACCAUGCCUUCCGGGGCCUGAGGCUGCUGCGGGAGCUCAACCUGUCCCACAACGCUGUGGAGACGCUGGAGGAGGGUGCCUUCAGUGGCGUGGAGGCCACACUGCAGGUCCUCGACCUCUCACACAACCGCAUCACUAGCGUGCACAAGGAUGCAUUCACCCGGCUCAAAGCGCGGGUCCUGGUGGAUGACAACCCCUGGCACUGUGACUGCACCCUGCAGCAGGCACUGGGCGGCAUGGCCCACAACCACGAGGCGGCUGCACGUGUCCUCUGCCGGAGCUCCGAGCUCCAGGAGCAGGAGGGCCGCCAUUUCCUGGCGGUGGACACGGACCUGUGUAACCUGGCCAAGAGGACCACGGACUACGCCAUGCUGGUGACGAUGUUCGGCUGGUUCGCCAUGGUCAUCUCCUACGUGGUGUAUUACGUACGGCAGAACCAGGAGGAUGCCCGGCGACACUUGGAGUACCUUAAGUCACUGCCCAGCAAGCCUGUGAAGCCCAACGAGGUGGAGGACAUCAGUACUGUGGUGUAACAGGACAUCAUCACUACUAGACACUAUAGGACAUCAGUACUCCAGUGUGACAUCCCUGUAGUGAGAACUGACAUCACUAUAGUGAGAACUGACUGAAAACAAUAUAAUUAGAUUGUCUAAUUAGUUCUAGAAUUAGAAUUACUAAUUGAUUCUAAUUCUAUGCAUGAACAGCAGAAGUUCAGAACUAAACCCGGAGAUAUAGGACCCAUAUUUCAAGAUGGAUGUAACGUCUUCUGUUGUGAAAAUGUUUUUUUGAUGUACUCAAAAGAAAUCAUGAUAGAUUAAACCUGGAUCCUUGCAUUUGAAGCUUCACACCCAAUAUGUGUUAAUUACAAAGGUAAACACUGCGAAAGCCCAAUUUUUAAAGAGGAGAAAUGCUUAAACGUUGGUGUUUGUCUGUAGACGUCAAUCUAAAGUGGAGCAUUUUGGAAUGCACAGUGCACAUGUGCAUAGACAACAGCAGUUAGUUCAGAUCACAGUAACAGAAGGGUAUAGUCUAUGGGGGUACCUCAGAUGGCUUCAUUGAGAUCUGUUCUGAGAUUGUUUUGAAAAUCUGAAUCUCAGGUUUAAAUUUUGAUAGGUUGAUAAGUAUUUUUUUAGAGCAAAAUCUGGAGAAAUGGUUUGUUGGACAACAUUUUUGUAAGGUAAUGAUAACAGGCCUUUGAUCUAGAGAGUGUUCUGUGCUUGUGCAUCCAACUGCAUACUUUGUUUAAUUUAAUUUGAAUAAAUCACAGGCCCCAAACAUCAAUCAUGAAACGUACCUUUACUUUCCAAAUGUGAAAUAAAAGAAUCAAUGAUUUGUUAAAAUGAUCAUGACAUCACCAAUGUUGAAAAACUACUGAUGUGCUGUAAAAAUACUAAACAUUUCUUCCUUAAUUUUGUCAAGUCCCUGUACUGUAUGUUCUUGUUGUCUUGAAAUGACAAAGUUGAUCCAUUGCAUCUUAGUAGAUUUGUGAUGGUCAGAUAACGUAGCACAAUGGUUUGGGGUAGAUAUCAAAUCAAAUGACCCCUAAAAGAGUCGGUAGAUUCAUGUGAUUCGUAUGUGUGUCAUGUGAUUUAGCAGUACCCUAGUAGUGUCCAAGUUCUCAAGUCCUGAGAACCAACACGCGUUUUGUGUUACAUGUUAACACAACACAUACACAACAACACCCAAAAACAAUACUGUGCAUUUGGCUUUUCCACAAAACUCAUUUGCUAAGAUUUUUAAUGACUCAGUCUAUGCUUCCUGAAAUAGAAUACGUAUUCAUAUUCAUAGAAAUGUGUUUCACACAAAGAUUCCUUUCUCAGCCAAAGUGGAGAAAUACUCAGUGUCCCAAAUGGGACCCUAUUCCCUACAUAUAGCCCUAUGGGCCCUGGUGGAAAGUAAUGCACUACGUAGAGAAUAGGGUACAAUUUGGGACACACCCACAGCGUCACAAACCUGUCGAUGGGAAGACUAAUAAUUUCAACACAAACAUCCCCUUUCUGUUCAGCCCCCAUGCUGCGUUCAGAAUGCAGAUAGAUGCAUGCAUCAUUUACCUUGCCUUUAAUAACACUGUGUGUAGAGUUCUAUCCCCAGCAAUGUGAGAAGAGAAAAUUGCAGCUGUCAUUCGUUUAAAUGGCUUUCACUUGCAUCACAGUGACAUGGGUUCACUAAAACAUCCCAUAGAGAGAAAUAUGGAGAGAGAGGGGAGGGGGAGGGCAGGGCAGGGCAGAGAGGGAGAGAGAGUGAGGGAUAGAAAGUGAGAGAGAAAGCGAGAGAGAGAAGGAGAGAGGAUAGAUAAGUGGGCGAAGGAGCGAUAUGGGCAGGAGAGUGAGAGAAUGAAAAAAGUAAAAGCUUCUUUCCAUAUUCAAUGUGGUUAAGAAAUGAUGUAUUAUGUACAAGGAAUGUUUACACAGUUUAGAUUUUCCCCCCAGUGCUGCAAGGUGGCCAGUUCAUUUGGAAGGAUUUGAUGAUAUGAUGAGCACAGGUUGUUACAACAGGUAGUAGAUACAACAGGUAGUAGAUACAACAGGUUGUAGUUACGACAGGUUGUUACGACAGGUAGUAGUAACAACAGGUAGUAGAUACAACAGGUAGUAGAUACAACAGGUAGUAGAUACAACAGGUAGUAGUUACGACAGGUAGUAGUAACAACAGGUAGUAGAUACAACAGGUAGUAGAUACAACAGGUAGUAGAUACAACAGGUUGUAGUUACGACAGGUUGUAGUUACGACAGGUAGUAGAUACAACAGGUAGUAGAUACGACAGGUUGUAGUUACAAUAGGUAGUAGUUACAAUAGGUAGUAGUUACAACAGGUAGUAGAUACGACAGGUUGUAGUUACGACAGGUUGUAGUUACGACAGGUAGUAGAUACGACAGGUUGUAGUUACGACAGGUUGUAGUUACGACAGGUAGUAGAUACAACAGGUAGUAGAUACGACAGGUUGUAGUUACGACAGGUUGUAGUUACGACAGGUUGUAGUUACGACAGGUAGUAGUUACGACAGGUUGCAGUUACGACAGGUAGUAGUUACGACAGGUAGUAGUUACGACAGGUUGUUACGACAGGUAGUAGUAACAACAGGUAGUAGUUACAACAGGUUGUAGUUACGACAGGUUGUAGUUACAACAGGUUGUAGUUACGACAGGUAGUAGAUACAACAGGUAGUAGAUACAACAGGUAGUAGAUACAACAGGUAGAAGAUACAACAGGUUGUAGUUAUGACAGGUUGUAGUUACGACAGGUUGUAGUUACGACAGGUAGUAGUAACAACAGGUAGUAGAUACGACAGGUAGUAGAUACGACAGGUAGUAGAUACGACAGGUUGUAGUUACGACAGGUUGUAGUUACAAUAGGUAGUAGUUACAAUAUGUAUUAGUUACAACAGGUAGUAGAUACGACAGGUUGUAGUUACGACAGGUUGUAGUUACAACAGGUAGUAGAUACGACAGGUUGUAGUUACGACAGGUUGUAGUUACGACAGGUUGUAGUAACAACAGGUAGUAGAUACAACAGGUAGUAGAUACGACAGGUUGUAGUUACGACAGGUUGCAGUUACGACAGGUUGUAGUUACAAUAGGUAGUAGUUACAACAGGUAGUAGAUACAACAGGUAGUAGAUACGACAGGUUGUAGUUACGACAGGUUGUAGUUACGACAGGUUGUAGUUACGACAGGUAGUAGUUACGACAGGUUGCAGUUACGACAGGUAGUAGUUACGACAGGUUGUUACGACAGGUAGUAGUAACAACAGGUAGUAGUUACAACAGGUUGUAGUUACGACAGGUUGUAGUUACGACAGGUUGUAGUUACGACAGGUAGUAGUUACAACAGGUAGUAGUUACAACAGGUAGCAGUUAUGACAGGUUGUAGUAACAACAGGUAGUAGUUACAACAGGUUGUAGUUACAACAGGUUGUAGUUACAGCAGGUUGUAGUUACAGCAGGUUGUAGUUACAACAGGAUGUAGUUACAGCAGGUUGUAGUUACAGCAGGUUGUCGUUACAGCAGGUUGUCGUUACAGCAGGUUGUAGUUACAACAGGUUGUAGUUACAACAGGUUGUAGUUACAGCAGGUUGUAGUUACAGCAGGUUGUAGUUACAACAGGUUGUAAUUACAGCAGGUUGUAGUUACAGCAGGUUGUAGUUACAACAGGUUGUAGUUAGAACAGGUUGUAGUUACAGCAGGUUGUAGUUACAGCAGGUUGUAGUUACAACAGGUUGUCGUUACAGCAGGUUGUCGUUACAGCAGGUUGUCGUUACAGCAGGUUGUAGUUACAGCAGGUUGUCGUUACAGCAGGUUGUAGUUACAGCAGGUUGUAGUUACAACAGGUUGUAGUUACAGCAGGUUGUAGUUACAACAGGUUGUAGUUACAGCAGGUUGUAGUUACAGCAGGUUGUAGUUACAGCAGGUUGUCGUUACAGCAGGUUGUAGUUACAACAGGUUGUAGUUACAACAGGUUGUCGUUACAACAGGUUGUAGUUACAGCAGGUUGUAGUUACAACAGGUUGUCGUUACAACAGGUUGUAGUUACAGCAGGUUGUAGUUACAACAGGUUGUCGUUACAACAGGUUGUAGUUACAACAGGUUGUAGUUACAGCAGGUUGUUACAGCAGGUUGUCGUUACAGCAGGUUGUAGUUACAACAGGUUGUUGUUACAGCAGGUUGUCGUUACAGCAGGUUGUCGUUACAGCAGGUUGUCGUUACAGCAGGUUGUUACAGCAGGUUGUAGUUAGAGCAGGUUGUUACAGCAGGUUGUAGUUACAACAGGUUGUCGUUACAACAGGUUGUCGUUACAACAGGUUGUAGUUACAGCAGGUUGUUACAGCAGGUUGUAGUUACAACAGGUUGUCGUUACAACAGGUUGUCGUUACAGCAGGUUGUUACAGCAGGUUGUUGUUACAGCAGGUUGUAGUUACAACAGGUUGUAGUUACAACAGGUAGUAGUUACAACAGGUUGUCGUUACAACAGGUAGUAGUUACAACAGGUUGACGUUACAACAGGUUGAUAGACAAGUAGGCCUAGUCACAACACACAUUUAUCAAACUAAAUGUAAAUAGGUACAUUGUUGUUGUGUGCGAGAAAGAAUUUGAAAUCCAUUUAAUAAAUUGUUGUAUUUGAAUUUUGUGCUACUGUACAGCCUUUUGCGCUGUCUUGUCCUGCAGAGCAGAGGCCAUGAGUUCAUGUCUCAUGUAUUUGUAAUGGGUUUAGGAGAGGAGACCUUUUCUUUCAAUGCAUGUACCCAUACCGCAAAUGAAAAAAGCACAGUGUAGCCAAGCCAAGGACUCUGGAAGAAUAUUUAAUUAAGUGCCUGAAAAACUUCUCACAUUUUCUGUUUGUCAUUUUAACCAAAUAAUUUCAUAUUCAGAGUUGUUUUCUGGACAUGAAUGAAAAAAGCACUGCGUUUCACAGUCAAAGGUUUCUGUGUUUUGGAAUCCUUUCAUGUCCAGCAUAGUGUAUACAGAACCAACACAAAGGAGACAUUAACUCUGUAUAGUUUGUCUUUGAAAGAGCUGAUAGAAAUGAAAUGGACGUUGAUAUCCUAGUUUCCCACCAUCUAAAUAAAGAAGCAAAAACGUGAAAGUAGCAUAAAACAGAGAGAGAUUGUGGUUAUUGUCUUCUCUGCCUGUCCACUUUCUUUUUUUUUUUUAGACGAACAAAACAUUAUCUGAUGCUUUGUGAUAAAACUCAAGACCAAGCACUGAUACAACCAUCCAUACGUUGUAAAGGCAUGUCAUAAAAGGAAAUAAAGGAAAUAUGGACA